This is a messenger RNA of Cladocopium goreaui, 2232 nucleotides long. NCBI's taxonomy places the organism in Eukaryota, Dinophyceae, Suessiales, Symbiodiniaceae. The record is from the annotation of a GenBank genome assembly.
AUCGCUUCGUGUCAAUCAGAAAAAUCGCUUGCACGGGCGACUCUGCGCGGCGUCAUGGCAUGUCCUACCUUCGAGGAGCUGCUGGACGAGCAGCUGGCGUCGCUCAGGGCUUCGCUGCUGCGCAAACACGCCUUCGAAGUGCGACGCAGCACAUGUUCCAGAUCGCAAGAUGAUUUCAACCUGAUGAUAAGCGAUGAGAGUUUUCAUCGCUUUGACGAUGGCGUUCCGUGGGAACGCUCAAGAUCCGACGUUCACAUCGGCACUGCCGAGGACCUGAACGAUCCCAUCCCAAGUGAAUUUGAAGAUCUGCCUCCCUGGACGCGCUUCGUGGUCAAACUCUUGGAACAAGGGAAAGAAGAGGAGACGGAAAGCGUGUCUCUGAAUUCCAACAAGGGCGCAUUAAAGAUGCGCGACACCUGGAAAGUCUCCCUGCACGAUGGUGCUCAACAAACGGGUCGAAGUGCAUAUCAGGUGAGCAUUUUAUCCAAGAAUAUGUCGCUGAAGAUCAACGACGCCGUGACGGACGACAGCUGUUUGCAACGCUUCGUCUGUGGACCUCACAGCACACCGCAGCUCGCGUGGUCCAUGCUUGCCUGCGUUUUUAUCCUGUGGGAUGUGAUCACGAUGCCACUGGAGAUGUUUAACGUGUCAUGGCUGAUGCAGGUGCUGGAUGUGGCUGGCAUUGUCACCUUUGCAUUUUGGACUUUGGACAUCCCGUUGCACUUCAUCUUCGGCAUCCAACUCGAAGGAACGCUGGAACUGCGUCCCAAAAAGUUGGCUCAGAUCUAUCUUCGUUCAUGGUUCGCCUUAGAUGUGUUGGUCGUGCUGAUCGACAUCUUCGUUUUCAUCUUGGAAGCGGUUCUCACCAAUGGCAUGGAAGGAUCCAUGAUCCGUUCUGCCAGGUAUCUGCGUAUCUUGCGCUUGCUGCGCCUGGCGCGCUUGUUGCGAGUGAUCAAAUUGACGCGCGAGCUGACUUUGUUGGCCAAUCGCUUCCUUUCCACCCACGCCUUUAUGGUGAUGAAAAUUGUGGCCGGACUUGGUAUGAUGAUUGCUAUGAACCAUUUGGUCGCCUGCGUUUGGUACGGUCUUGCUUCCAUGAGAGCGGAAGAUGACAAUUGGGUCGCAUCCAUGGGCUUGGAACGCGCUGGCUUUGGAACGUCCUAUGCUGCCUCUAUGCAUUGGGCGUUAACGCAAUUUACCCCGGCCACUACGAACAUCGCGCCGGUGAGUGGCUUAGAGAGGUGGUUCGCGCUAUUGAUCGUUCUGCUCGCCAUGGGCGUUUUCUCGUCCUUCAUCGGCUCCAUCAGCGCCACGGUCUCCUCGCUGCGUUCCGCGCGCUCGGAGCAGGCGCAGAAGCAGAGCAAGCUGCUGCAGUUCUUCAUCGAACGAGAUUUGUCCGUGGAUCUGUACAUGAAGGUGCAGGAAGCCCUGCGUCGUGAAGGCGCCUUCCGCAUGCGCAGCGCAGAGGACGAGGUGGAGAUGAUUCAAGGGAUCCCUGAGAGGUUCAAGAUCCAGCUGCACGAAGAGAUGUACGCCUCAACCUUGGCCAAGUGUCACUUCUGGCCGGAGAGGCAGCUCCAGGAAGACGAGCAGUUCUUCAUCCGGCUGCUGUGUCACCAGUGCCUCUCGGAAGCCGCUGCCGCGCCGGGGCAAGACGUGUUUCUGCCGGGCAACGACUGCGCACAGGCCUAUGUGAUGCAGACUGGACUUAUGUCCUACCAUGGUAAGGAAAACUUUGAGCAGAACUGCUCUGCCGAGAUGAACUCCUGUCUUUGCAUCACAGCGCUUUGGGCGGACUGGCACACCCGCGGCCGCUUCGCCGCUGCGCACGGCUUAUGUUACUUCGUGACCAUCGAUGCCGAGGGCUUCUGCACCAGUUCGUUGAACUAUGGUGGAUCCAUCUAUGCACAUUUGCAGAUCUUUGGCAUUCUCUUGGUGGGUCAUGUGGAAGCCUUGGAUGAAGAGGAUUUGUUAAUGACAGAUCUGGUGGAUGAAUCUGUCAUGGCGGAGCUCAGGGUUCGAGCGCAGCAGUACUGCGCUUUUGCAGGAGAUUUGAAGAAGAAGCGCUACAAAACCACCAUCUUCCAGGGCUUCAAACCGGACCCACAGGAUAGUUGGGCACUCUCCAGCAUGGUUCGAAGCAAACAAAAUAGCGAGGCAUCAGCGUCCUAGGAAAGACGGUCCUGGAAAGAUUGGUGUAGGUCGUACAAGGUGGGGCCCCCAGUCGAUAGC